Molecule: messenger RNA, 2450 nt
Organism: Hemiscyllium ocellatum (epaulette shark)
Lineage: Eukaryota; Metazoa; Chordata; Chondrichthyes; Orectolobiformes; Hemiscylliidae
Gene: sgip1a
Product: SH3GL interacting endocytic adaptor 1a
Exons: 23
Coding region: 60-2387 (775 amino acids)
Biological process (GO): clathrin-dependent endocytosis; clathrin coat assembly
Cellular component (GO): plasma membrane; clathrin-coated vesicle; cytoplasm
Source: RefSeq, a predicted model, not a curated record
CCCCUGCUUUCCUGUGUCUUUCAGGACCUUUGGAGAUUGAGGAAUGCAAUUCUGCCACCAUGAUGGAAGGAUUGAAAAAACGUACAAGGAAGGCUUUUGGUAUACGGAAGAAAGAAAGAGACACUGACUCAACGGGUUCGCCAGACCGAGAUGGAACUAAGAAAAGUAAUGGUGCUCCAAAUGGAUUUUAUGCAGAAAUCGACUGGGAGCGAUAUAAUUCCCCAGAAGUCGAUGAUGAAGGUUACAGUAUCAGACCAGAUGACAAAUCAGGUUCUACCAAAGAGAAACACUUUUAUUCGUCAAGUGAGUCUGAAUCAGAGGAAGACACGCGGCGAAAAUUCAACAUUAAGAUUAGACCUCUCCAGGCUAAAGAUUCCAUCAUGUGUGUGGCAGCGUCAGUGGAUGAGCUGAAGGCUUCUGUGGGAAACAUUUCUCUGUCACCUUCACCAAUGAGGCGCAGUCCAGUGAGUAUCCCUGCAGUUAUCAAAAGGAAUUUAUCCAGUGAAGAAAUAGCUCGACCAAGACGGUCAACACCCACUUCAGAAGUUGUCAGUAAGAAGGGGUCAGAGGAUACAGCAUCUCUGAUUCCACUCUUUGGCCCACCAUUGGAGUCUGCUUUUGAAGGCAUAAAAUCAGAAGCUGUCAUUGAUCAACCUGAGAUCUGGGGGCCGUUCCAAGCCAUUGAUUCUGAAAGACAGUCAUCUUUGUCGACACGGUCAUUUCCUAUUGGAACUCCUCCACCACUUCCUCCAAAAAAUGUUCCAGCUACCCCACCUCGCACAGGGUCACCAUCAGAAGGUUCAGGGAGUGACCAGGGCAAAGCAGAGCCCCAGCCUGACAAACUGUUGUCUAUCAGUGACCUGGAUGAUAUUUUUGGCCCAGUCAUAUCUCACAGAUCUGGAGUUAUCCUGGCGAAGAACAAGUGGAUCGAUUUCUCUGAUCAACCUUCUAGAAAUGAGGUCUCACCAGUGGCUCUGGGUGAAAACAGGUCCCUUGAUGCCCCUCCGAGUGUUUCUGUGCCUCUAGAACAUGAUGGGAGUGAGAAAAAAAGUUCUGAGCAGGUUUUGGUCAAGAGUGAAAAGAGCGAGUCGUCCUCCUCCCUGAAAGAGCUCACUUUGGGACAAAAGACCACACCCCCUCCCCCUCCACCACCUACCUACAGAACAGUGGUAUCUUCUCCAGGACCCAGUUCAGGCAGUGGCGUGUCCAACAGCAGUGGUUCUUCAUCUCCUGCCCGUCCAGCAACACCAUUGGGCAUCACCAGUAACACUCCUCCUCCUCCACCACCUCGCCCUCCAUCAAGGCCUAAACUGCCUCCUGGAAAACCUAGUGUAACCGACAUGUCCAGGUCUUUUAGUCCUCCAAUACAUUCAUCUAGUCCUCCACCGGUAGCACCACUAGCUCGCGCAGAAAGCACUUCUUCCAUAUCGUCAACUAACUCACUGAGUGCAGCCACCACCCCUACAGUCGAGAAUGAUCAACCCUCCUUGGUAUGGUUUGAUAGAGGAAAGUUUUAUUUAACUUUUGAUGGGGCUUCCCGAGGUCCCAGCCCCUUGACCAUGGGUGCACAGGAUACACUCCCUGUUGCUGCAGCCUUUACAGAAACUGUCAAUGCUUACUUCAAGGGAGCAGACCCAAGCAAGUGUAUUGUGAAAAUUACGGGAGAAAUGGUUUUAUCAUUUCCAGCUGGCAUCACCAGGCAUUUUGCCAAUAACCAGUGCCCUGCAAUUCUCACAUUCUGCAUAACAAACUGCAGCAGGUUGGAACACAUCCUGCCAAACCCACAACUUCUCUGCAGUAACACUUCGCAAGGUGAUGCCAAUACAAGAGAAUUCUGGGUAAACAUGCCAAAUCUAAUGAUUCAUUUAAAGAAAGUGGCUGAACAGAAACCAUCAGCCACAUAUUACAAUGUGGAUAUGCUAAAGUAUCAGGUCUCUUCACAGGGUAUUCAGUCCACACCAUUGAAUCUAGCAGUGAGCUGGCGCUGUGAACCCACCAGCACUGAUCUUCGAAUAGAUUAUAAGUAUAACGCAGAGGCAAUGGUUACACCUGUUGCUCUCAAUAAUGUCCAGUUCCUCACUCCUGUAGAUGGAGGAGUGGCAAAAGUACAGGCUGUACUUCCACCUGCUGCAUGGAAUGCUGAACAACAUAGGAUACUUUGGAAGAUCCCAGAUAUAUCACAGAAAUCAGAAAAUGGAGGUGUUGGAUCUCUCCUAGCCAGGUUUCAGCUGUCGGAAGGACCAAGUAAGCCUGCAACAUUAGCAGUCCAAUUCACCAGCGAAGGGAGCACUUUGUCAGGCGUUGAUAUUGAAUUGGUUGGGGCAGGAUAUAGAUUUUCACUCAUCAAAAAGAGAUUUGCAGCAGGGAAAUAUAUGGCCGACAACUGAAUUCUCACAACUUUGUCCAGUGUUCAAUAUAACUCACUGGACAGCUUUUUAAAAACAAACGGG